Molecule: messenger RNA, 495 nt
Organism: Austrofundulus limnaeus
Lineage: Eukaryota; Metazoa; Chordata; Actinopteri; Cyprinodontiformes; Rivulidae
Product: sterile alpha motif domain-containing protein 14
Biological process (GO): calcium-mediated signaling; actin filament organization; neuron projection development
Cellular component (GO): postsynaptic density; actin cytoskeleton; dendrite
Molecular function (GO): actin filament binding
Source: RefSeq, a predicted model, not a curated record
CUGAAUGAGGCCGUCCCAGAGACUGAGCUGCUGGACAACAGCAUCCAGAAAGGUCGAGCCCAGCUGUCUGUCAAGACACGUAGGCACCGCCCCUCACGGUCCCGUUACCGUGACAGCGUGAGCUCCACAGAGGGUGACGACACCUUGGACAGGAAGGACAGUCCAGUACAGUCCGCCCGCUCACCUUUACACCUGCCCAGGAGAGGUUCCUCUCCCACACCUGAUUUAUUGGUGUCAUCUCGAAGCCCCGCCUUCUCCUUUGACACCUCCUUGGUACGACGCUCUCCUGAGGAUGGAGGUGCGUCAUUGGUUACUCACCCUCGGGGGCGGUACACUCAGCUGACCAAUGCCACGUCUCAAGAGGCGCUGGUGACACCAAGCAGUUCACCAUCUAAAUCCUACCCCUCCUCCGACAGCUCACCUGUCUACAUGAGGAGGAACAGGAGGCCAGACAGCGAAGGUACACACCUGGAGACACACCAGAGAAACACCUGA